Messenger RNA from Miscanthus lutarioriparius, 741 nucleotides. The record is from the annotation of a GenBank genome assembly. NCBI's taxonomy places the organism in Eukaryota, Viridiplantae, Streptophyta, Magnoliopsida, Poales, Poaceae.
AUGGAGCCAUACCUAAAGAAACUGCGACAUUAUGCUGGUCACUUACCACUGAUGAGUGCUGACUAUGGUGCAUCUGAAGGAUGGGUUGGUUCUAAUGUAAACCCAACCCUGCCGCCUGAGGAGUUCAUUCCUCUGGAAAAACUGAAAGGUGAGGAAAUGGAGAACUUUUCCUCUAUUCACUACAUAGAGUCAGAGCCUGUAGGCCUAACUGAAGUUGAGGUUGGCAAAAUCUAUGAAGUUGUAAUAACAAAUUUUGCAGGUCUAUACCGAUACAGGCUGGGAGAUAUUGUGAAGAUAGCGGGCUUCCACAACUCGACGCCAGAGCUCCAGUUCAUCUGCCGCAGAAGUCUAGUCCUCAGCAUCAACAUCGACAAGAACACCGAGAAAGACCUGCAGCUAGCCGUCGAAGAGGCGGAGAAGCUCUUGGCCGCGGAGAAGCUGGAGCUGAGCUCCGACAGCGCCAGCGAAGAUGUCCUGAGCGGCUGCGCGAACAGCAUGGACCUGGCCUUUGUGGACGCCGGGUAUGUCGGGUCGAGGAAGAUCAAGACCAUCGGCGCCCUCGAGCUCCGGGUCCUCCAGAAGGGAACCUUCGGGCAGGUCAUGGACCACUACCUGAGCCUCGGCGGCGCCGUCAGCCAGUUCAAGACGCCGCGGUUCGUGGGCCAGUCCAACAGCAAGGUGCUGCAGAUACUGAGCAGGAAUGUCACCCAGAGCUACUUCAGCACUGCGUAUGGACUCUGA